Messenger RNA from Mycotypha africana, 237 nucleotides. RefSeq lists its product as uncharacterized. The annotation marks the transcript as partial. The transcript has a single exon. The record is from RefSeq and is a predicted model, not a curated record. Lineage: Eukaryota; Fungi; Mucoromycota; Mucoromycetes; Mucorales; Mycotyphaceae.
UGGAAAAAAAAAAGAUGGCUACAUAUUGGUGAUGAGCGUAAUCCACCGGCUUGGGGCAGAAUCAACCUUCCUGAAGACAUUAUUGGAAGUGUUGAACUGGAUGAGGGCACUAUAAAAGCAGGAACAUUUCAACGAAUGCCUGCACAUCGACUUGUGACAAACAAUGGCCUUUUCCGCUUAUCAGAACCAUUGAUGAAAACGAUCACGGAGGCAGCAAAAAGACACUUAAAACCAUGA